This is a messenger RNA of Clunio marinus, 1494 nucleotides long. The record is from the annotation of a GenBank genome assembly. Lineage: Eukaryota; Metazoa; Arthropoda; Insecta; Diptera; Chironomidae.
AUGUCAACCUUAAGACAACAAUAUUCGAGUAGUUCAAAAAAUUCAUUCCGAAAACAAAAAUCAAUCGAUUUGAAUGAUAAGCAAACGAAUGACAAUAAGAAAAUUCUUCGAAAACAGGUAUCAGUUGAGCAUGUAACGUUGGGACUGAAACACGUUCCAUCGUCAUCAGCUCCCAUUAACUUUAACAACGUUUUGUGGCGAAAUUCAACGAACUCCCUUACCGAGCCUAAUCUUAAGAUUGUAUCAACCAGUGCCGUUAGGAAGCGCGCACAGUUCGCUGCGAGUAGCAUCAGCACGAGUUCUUUAAGCAACCGACAGGAAUUGCUGAGUGAUUGCUUGAACGGCAAAAUGAAAAGUGUUGGCGAAGGAGCAAAGACUCGUGUUAAUAUCAACAUUUUUCUAUCACAAGAUGUUCAUGAUGAUGCAAUCAGUGACAACGAGACACCGGGAAAUUCCGAGCAAUAUGCGCUCAACAAUAAAGCAUCGACAAAUUUAUCGACGAAUGUUGCAGCCAAGUCGGUAAAUAACUCAGAAAUUCCAUCAACAGUUCCUAAUGGAAAGCUUUCUGUUAGUGCACGUCGAGCUCAAUUUCAAGCGAGUCGUCGAAUCAUGUCAGCACCAAUUCGUCCUUUAAACAUGGAAGAUCAGAAAAACAAACGAAAACCGAAGACAAAGAAGAAAAUCAUAAGGGACAAGGACGAUAUCAAUGAUUCACCUGAUGAAAUGCCGGAAGAUUUGGCAACUCGUAAAAAUAUUUCACAACCAACUUUACAGAAAUCUUCUGGCAAGUCAAAGCAACUCUCAUCCAGGUCGAGAUCGGUUCUAGGAUGCGACCAAGUUGGAAUUGAAACACUUGUGUCAAUGUUAAGCUCAGGGGGAAGUGAUUCAGAGAAGGAAGAUCCAACACCACCAGUUCAACCACAACCUGUUCAAAAGAUUGAAGUUCCAAGAGCAAGAAGUGGCAUGUUGAGAAAAUCAGUUUCAUUUCAAGAUGAUGACAGCUUUUUACAACAACAAUCGACAACGCAGAAGAAGGAUUUGUUGAACAAUCGUCGUAAUAUUCCAUUUACUGGUCGAAUGAGAAACACAAGAAGUCUCUUUGGACAGGAAAUCAGCAAUCUUUACCUGACAACCAAUGAUGAUGAUAAAAAUGCGAUGGAAAAUAAGAAUGAAAACGACAUAAAUUCAUCGAACAAACUUAGAGAAGAAAAUGAGAUUGCGGAAAAGACAAGAAAUAAAAAAAUUGCUUCAAAUGAAAUGGCAGAAGAUAAAGAAUCUCAGGAUGAUCAAACGCCAAAAGAACAAGAAUGUUGGAGAUUGUAUGAGAAGAUGAAGAAGACGGGCCUCAAUGUUUCUUACGAUACAAUUUUACGUGGAAUUCUGAAGCCAAGUGAAUUACGAUUACUUGAGAAGCAAAAGAAGUUUCUUGUUGAUAUCGAAGAGAAAUCAAUUGAUGAAGAUAAAACACAACACGAGCCACAAAAAGUUAAUUAA